CCCCUCCAUAAUUACUCUUCAGACCCUCCGCUGAUCCAAGUAGGAUCCGGUCUGCCCACCCGUCGUACACUGCAGAACCACCAUGGGAUUGUCACCAGGAGGAGAGGUCGCUCAGGUCCUUGCUGGCCCUAGUUUAAUUGGUAUCUUCCUUAAUGUGGGGUUACUCGGGGUCAUGAUCACUCAGGUCAACACAUACUACAACACAUUUCCAAGGGAUCCUUUAUGGAUGAAACUCUUUGUUGCCAUCCUUCUAGUGUCCGAUGUCGUAAACAGCGCGUUCAACAUUGCCUGGAUUUACAACACGCUCGUCAACCAGUUUGGCAACGUUGAUGCCCUCGCUAGUGCCGAUUGGUUAUUCGCGUCCGAGGAGUCCAUGGCGGGCCUUACUGCCGUGAUGGUGCAAUGCUUCUACGCGUGGCGGAUUCUGGUCCUCACGAAGAAGUGGUGGGUCGUAGUGAUUGUGGGUUUGAGUUCCCUUGUCUCCGGCACUUGCGCAAUCGGCACGGCCAUCGGUGUCACGAUUGUCAAGGAUUUCAGUAAAUUCCAGUCGCUGGACGUCAUUGCGCUUCCAUGGCUGAUCUCCUGCACGUUGUGCGACGUGCUCAUCGCUCUAUCCCUCUCGAUGUAUCUGCGCAAGCACAAGACAGGUUUUGCGCACACAGACACUGUCGUUAACAAGAUCAUCCGAACCACUGUCCAGAACGGUAUGCUCACCGCAUCGUUCACCAUCGCGCACAUUGUCGCGUAUCUCGCCUCCCCAACGGGCAUCCACAUGAUCUUCAACUAUGGUGUUGUCAAGCUUUACACCAACUCGGUCAUGUCGAGUCUGAACUCCAGGAGAGAAUGGGUCAACUCGCUUUCGCAACAAGGCUCGAGUCGCAAGGACGACGGAGCUGGCAUGUCCAACUUUGUGCAGACGAACCGCUCGCUGCGUCCGCAGGUGACGAUCAACGUCGAGACGCACGAGAUGGUCGACGUCGGCACCCUGUCGAAGCACGACCCCGAGUGGCCCGACAUGGUCACCUCCGACUCGGACAAGAGCGCACACGACGCGCCGGAGAAAUUCGUCGCAGUGUGAACGCGCUUGCGCGCACUUGCCCGGCCCUGCGCAGCCCGCACCUCCCAGUAAUUAUUCUCUGGACGCGUUCAUGGACUCGUGUGGAUGUACAAUUACGCUCCCGCCGGCCAGGAGGGCCAGGCGACUUAUCUAUCCUUUUUAAUGUAUCCCGCACACUCGUUUUCCCCAAUGUCAGAAUCCAAGCUGCUGGAUUUCACCUUCGGAUUUUGGACUCGAGGGACCUGUCGCGCCUCUGUUCUCGCUUUGGUCUCCCCCUUCCUUUUCUUAACGUAUCUCUCGUCUUCGUGUGCAUAUUGAUAUCG
Molecule: messenger RNA, 1380 nt
Organism: Phanerochaete carnosa HHB-10118-sp
Lineage: Eukaryota; Fungi; Basidiomycota; Agaricomycetes; Polyporales; Phanerochaetaceae
Exons: 13
Coding region: 83-1078 (331 amino acids)
Source: RefSeq, a predicted model, not a curated record